GUGGCUCCCAACACAAGCAACAUUACUCAUUACCUGAAAAGCGAAGAUUCAAUGUUUCUUCCUGCCUCCCACUGCAUUCCAUGGUUUGGUGCGCUCGGCACUGUAUGUUUGGCCAUAGUCAUCCUUAAUAUCAUCGCCAUUAUUAUAUUUGUGAAGCAGCGCCGGCUACAGAGGAAGAGUACAUACUUGAUCAUCCAUCUGGCCAUCAUCGAUCUCUUGGUCGGGGCGGUUACUGGGCCUCUUUGGAUUGAGUUUUUUAUGAGUUGGUACUGCGAUCUGUGGGAGUACGAUAGGCCUGAUAACAUUUGGUUACAUGUACUAAAGAGGGCUACUGUGUAUAAUAUUGAUAAAGUCUCGCUUCUUAACCUCGCUUUUAUUUCAUUAGAACGAACACACGCGACAUUUUGUCCUUUCAAGCAUCGUUCUGUUAAGAAAUGGGUUUAUGGAGUUAUAAUAACUGUCACUUGGUUAGUACCUCUAGUCAUGAUCUCUAUGGUAUCUGGACUAUUUAGCUCCUCUCACGUCAGCUCUAAAAUAUAUUCGGUCCUCUUUUCAUAUCUUUCCAUCCUUCUUUUAGUUGUGUUUGUAUGCUAUGUUUCUAUUUAUAUCAAAGUUCGUCGUGGUCGUUUUGCUCAACUUCAUGGUGCAGCCGGGCUGAGGGAAAGAAAACUGACAAGUACAAUGUUUCUUGUCACAUUCGGAUCGUUCCUAACUUUCCUGCCAUCGAUAGUAUGCCAUGGUGUGGUGGCUUUUGAUUCUAAGCUACUUUUCGGCCUUCCCACCGAUUCUUUUUUUCACAUUCAAAUGGUAAUGGUUACAUUUUUUGUGCUGAACUCGCUAAUAAAUCCUAUAAUUUACGCCAUACGGAUGCCAGAAUUAAGAGCAGGUAUAUUAGAAAUAAUAUUUUGUAGGAAUCUAAGCCGUCCGAACCCGGUCAACGUUCCACUUCAGGACCGUUAA
Messenger RNA from Pocillopora meandrina, 960 nucleotides. Lineage: Eukaryota; Metazoa; Cnidaria; Anthozoa; Scleractinia; Pocilloporidae. The record is from the annotation of a GenBank genome assembly.